This is a messenger RNA of Zerene cesonia (dogface butterfly), 757 nucleotides long. RefSeq lists its product as uncharacterized. The transcript is spliced from 5 exons. Lineage: Eukaryota; Metazoa; Arthropoda; Insecta; Lepidoptera; Pieridae. The record is from RefSeq and is a predicted model, not a curated record. Bases 98 to 649 code for a protein of 183 amino acids.
CCAAAUUUAAAAUUUAAAAAGUUCGUUUCAAAAGCGCGCUAAAAGGCGCCAAGUUUGAUGUUCUGAAAUUGUUUGUGUUUGUGAUUUAAAAAAAAACAUGACUCGCAAAUUGUACGUGGUCUUUUUGAUGUUGAUAAUUUUUUGGGAAAUAGAUGGGAAAAGCUCUGAAGAGAGGACUCAGGAGACACGCGGUGUAAAAAGUGACGCAACCGCUCUGAUAUUCGCUGAUGAGUUCAAGCAGACAAUAGAACGAUAUCUGUUUGGGAUAUGCCCGCAGCCUUAUAAGGCCCGUUGGUUGCAGAUGCCGCUGGGUAAUAAGACCAAGAACGGAACAACCUUCACGUGUGACCUGGACACAGACCAGCAGGAUUUAGCCGGAAGAUUAGCAACGCUCUCGCUUCGCGCGCACUCCGCUUCGCGUUCGGACUGCCUUCGCCUCGGCGCGGUGUUAGCGAACACGCUCGGCGAACUGGCGCGAACGGCGGCUAGCAGACAGAUUUAUCUAUCUACAUCAGCCGCGGAAACGAAGAAACGAAAAUUGUCGAAGAGUCAGAAAAUGCAAAUCAAAGCGAAACAGCGAACCGCGCUCGCCGUAAAAAAGAAGGCAGCCGCCGCGGCCGCAGCCGCUGCCGCUAAAGUGGCAUCCUAAACUACCACACCCGACACUCCUGUAAUUUUCAUACAAAUAGUUACAUGUUUUAAACUAAAUUUUUAUUAUUAAAACGCUGUUCUGCCUUACUCUUAUCAUUUAGGAUUA